Molecule: messenger RNA, 4006 nt
Organism: Vespula pensylvanica (western yellowjacket)
Lineage: Eukaryota; Metazoa; Arthropoda; Insecta; Hymenoptera; Vespidae
Product: neuronal acetylcholine receptor subunit alpha-7-like
Exons: 12
Coding region: 1249-2916 (555 amino acids)
Biological process (GO): nervous system process; monoatomic ion transmembrane transport; signal transduction
Cellular component (GO): postsynaptic membrane; synapse; neuron projection
Molecular function (GO): acetylcholine-gated monoatomic cation-selective channel activity; transmembrane signaling receptor activity
Source: RefSeq, a predicted model, not a curated record
AAGGGGUUAACGAGAGGGUAAGGGAAAGAGAGGGAAAGAAAGUGAUGAACGAAGGAGAGGAGGUGCAUCGGUGGUGGUGGAGGUGGUGAUGGCGGUGGUGGUGGAGUUCCGUAGCUGUACAGAGCGCUAGCGCCAAAGAGAACUGUGGUGGCGAUACCGCGCGGCGCUGCAGCCAAAUGAAAAUCAGUCCAGCGUUGGCCGCCGGCGAGGACGUAUCUGGCAUUGAUGUCAGUAUUUUGAAGAUAGAGAAAGAGAUAGAGAGAAAGACUCGACUACAUUCGCGAGAUCGAGGGGAAUCGCAGGGGCUGAGAGAAUUGUGGUAGGGCUGAGAAGUAGGUAAAGAGGGAGAAAGAAAGCCGAGGAGGACGAGAACGAGGACGAGAACGUGGUGGAGAGGGUGACGAGAGGGUAACGAUGAAAGGUAGCCAAGUCGAGACGACGGCGUCCGGGCGCUGCUGCCGCCGUCGCCGCUGCUACUGCUGACGAUCAUGAACGUUCCGGAGUUCGGUGAAAACAGGGUACAUUGUAUCUAGGUAGCCGGCUUUGUUAGAUCGGAUGAUCGACAAGUUUUAUGAAAGAAAGACUCCUCGUCGAGUCCAAUCGCGAGAGUAACGAUUCUUUUUCCCGGUUUCGUACGAUUCUCCUUUAGCGCCCAACAUUUGCUCGCGGUAAAAAUCGGCUACCGUGGAGAGGCUGAUAGAAGGAAGGUCGAGAAUAAGAGAGGAAUAGAGAUAUGUCCUCGAUGCAGCAAGAUGCAGCACGAGGGAAGCGCUUCGGUGGUUCUCCGGUUUAGUGCGUGCGCGGCGGCAAACGAGAAGAAGGGACACGUUGCUCUUGUUGCUGGUGCACGUCGUCGAUGGUGGACACGAUCACGUGCUCCCGAUAGAAGAACGAGAAGAACGAUGUCAGUGGCGUGCUCGAGGUAUCUGCGAUCGUUCGGUGGACCCUGAGACUAGAGUGGAGCAGAAAGAAGAGUCGGAGAAGGAGGAGGAGGAAGAGGAAGAAGGAGCAGGUGUAAGGUGGAUCGCUUCUUUCCAACGUCGUCGAGAGAGUCCAAGUGGUCCGCUUUUAUUCGGCGCGCCUGCAGCCACGUGCGGAGACAACCGGACGAGGAGGAGGACGCGGAAGAGGAGGAGGUGGAGGAAGACGAGUCGGAGGAGAAGAGGCAACGAGCAGCCGGUAGUGGUGCUUGUGGUGGUGCUUGUGGUCGAGAAAGAAGCGAGCUUCUCGGUUUCUAUCUUUGCAAACAUGAGACAUUGGACACUCAUGGCGGCGAUAGCCCUGGCUGCAUCGGGGCUGGUAAGCGGCGGUAGUCACGAGAAGCGGCUGCUGAACAAUCUGCUGGAUGCGUAUAACGUCCUGGAGCGGCCGGUGGGAAACGAGUCCGACCCCCUCGUCUUGAGCUUCGGCCUUACGCUUAUGCAAAUAAUCGACGUCGACGAGAAGAAUCAACUGCUCAUCACGAAUCUUUGGCUGAAGUUGGAAUGGAACGAUGUAAAUAUGAGGUGGAACAUCUCGGAUUAUGGGGGCGUCAAAGAUCUCAGGAUCCCUCCGCAUCGACUUUGGAAACCGGACGUUCUCAUGUAUAACAGCGCGGACGAAGGGUUCGACGGUACUUAUCCAACGAACGUCGUCGUAAAGAACAAUGGCACCUGCUUAUACGUGCCGCCCGGUAUAUUCAAGAGCACUUGCAAGAUAGACAUUACCUGGUUCCCCUUUGACGAUCAGCGCUGUGAGAUGAAAUUUGGCUCUUGGACUUACGACGGCUUUCAGUUGGAUCUGCAAUUGCAAGACGAAGCAGGAGGUGACAUCAGCAGUUUCAUCACUAACGGCGAGUGGGAUCUGUUAGGGGUCCCUGGUAAAAGAAACGAAAUUUAUUACAAUUGCUGCCCGGAACCGUACAUAGACAUCACCUUUGUGGUCAUCAUUAGAAGACGUACGCUUUACUAUUUCUUCAACCUAAUCGUGCCGUGCGUAUUAAUCGCCAGCAUGGCCGUUUUGGGAUUCACCCUGCCACCCGAUUCCGGCGAGAAACUCUCCCUCGGGGUAACGAUUCUCUUGUCUCUCACUGUGUUCCUUAAUAUGGUGGCCGAAACAAUGCCAGCUACGUCGGACGCUGUCCCGCUGUUAGGGACGUAUUUCAAUUGCAUCAUGUUUAUGGUCGCCAGCAGUGUCGUUAGUACGAUCCUCAUUUUAAAUUACCAUCAUCGAAAUGCCGACACUCACGAGAUGUCCGAAUGGGUCAGGAUUCUUUUCCUAUAUUGGUUACCAUGCUUACUCCGAAUGUCACGACCAACCGACAAAGAGGAAAAAGAAACGCAGAAAUCUCAAAAGCCAUCUCCGGUCACCGGUACGAGCAAAUCGUAUGGUGAUUUGGAGUUGCAUCAAAGGAGUAGCAAAUCACUGUUAGCAAACGUCCUGGACCUGGAUGACAACGCGCUGGCGUCUCACAACAAUUUAUUGAACAACGUGUACAGUACACCGGGUCCACACCAUCAUACGAUGGGCCACGGACACAGUCACAUACAUUCGACGCCUCAUCAUCAUCACAGUCACGCGACUCCCACGCCGCAUCAUCAGCAUUCGACGCCGUUAGCUCACUCUUCCUAUCCUGGCCAUCAGCUUGGCCACACGCCGCAUCAUCAUCAGCAUCCGUCAGACACGGCGGCGCCACAGGUCGAGACGAUAUUUCAGAACGCCUGCUUCUGUGCGCGUUACGAGCUCAUACUGAUCCUCAAGGAGAUCAAGGUGAUAACGGAUCAGUUAAAGAACGACGAGGAAAACACGAAGGUGACGAACGACUGGAAGUUUGCGGCGAUGGUGAUCGACAGGAUGUGCCUAAUCAUUUUUACUCUGUUCACCAUCAUCGCUACCAUCACCGUCCUAUUAUCGGCGCCGCACAUCAUCGUCACGUGAUUCAGAAAAGCCAGGCAACUGCCAGUAGUUGAUCGUCGAAGAUCCGUACUGGAAUGCGCUCGAUUGAUCGCGAGAGCGAAAAAAUACGAUGGAGAGGAGCGGAUGAAGAUGAUCGAAAGAAAGAGAAGGAAGAAGAAAAAAGGAAACGCUAUCGAGAAAGAGGAAAACCGAUGUUCCUUUCGUCCUUCUAUUUUCCCCUCGUUCGUCGCGAGAUCCUUCUUCUUCGUCAUUGACGAACUCGAAGCACUCGUUUACGCUUCGCGUCGUUUAAAAGCGGAAGUUGAAGGGAUGCGAUACAGGAAGGAACUUACGAUCUCGACUUACGUCACGUAAACGUAACGUUUCUUUUAAAAAAGAGAAAGAAAGAAAAAGAGUAAGGGAAAAAGGAGAACGAGGACACCUUAUCGAAGCAGCAAGUCGACGUAUGUACGUGGCUACGCGAUGGUCGCAGAGGGUGGUAGUAGGAUCGUGAGAAGGUAAACGAGGAGGAACAACGGAAAUCUCAGAGAAUACGAGCACACACAAACGCGUACGUUCCUCGAUAGCAGUCGAUAUUUCUUCCAUAGUUAUAUAUCACGUUUUUAUAUCAUAUCUUGAAAGGGGCUUAUCAAAUAGUUCCAACGUGUUUCCUCCCUCGCCUUUUUUUUCUUUUCUUUUUUCUUGUUUCUCAUCUUUUCUCCUUGACUUCCAAUCCAAAUUUCGCUUCUAUUGAUUAAGUUUCACUUUGGAUUAUCCACGAUAUCGAAAUAAUUAUUUUCAUUCUUAUACGUAUCUUUAGAAAAAUAUUCUGGGAAUAUCGGUCCGGAAAUAUAAUCCGUGUUUAAUAUCUAUAAAAGAUUCUAUGUAAAUCUGUUGUUGAAAUUAUUCAGAAAAAAGGAAAGAAAGAAAAAAAAAAAAGAAGAAUUUGUGUCCCUCGAAAUCGUUCAAUAUUUCGUGACUGCUACUUCGGGGUACGUGCGUAUAAGCGUGAAGAGAACACAUACGCACACAUGAGCACACCAAGAUGUUUACACAUGCAGAUAAAAUAAAGCAAUUCGAUGGGUAUGUCGAUGAGAAAAAUAGAGACGAAGAGAGAGAAGAAAAAAGAGGA